GUGUUCAUAGAGAAAGACGCCAUAGGUAGCAAAGGGAGUUAGGGAAAGGGGGAAAGAAAAUGGUGUGCAUAAGGAAGGCGACGGUGAAGGACCUUCUGGCGAUGCAGGCGUGCAACCUCUUCUGCCUCCCUGAGAACUACCAGAUGAAGUAUUACUUCUAUCAUAUCCUCUCAUGGCCUCAGCUUCUCUACGUCGCCGAAGACUACAACGGUCGCAUCGUUGGCUACGUCCUCGCCAAGAUGGAGGAGGAAACCACCGACUGCCACGGCCACAUCACCUCCCUUGCCGUCCUCCGCACCCACCGCAAACUCGGUCUCGCCACCAAACUCAUGACCGCCGCACAGAACGCCAUGGAACAGGUGUUUGGUGCCGAGUACGUGUCCCUGCACGUGCGCAAGAGCAACCGCGCGGCCUUCAAUUUGUACACCGAGACCUUGGGGUACAAGAUUCAUGAUGUGGAGGCUAAGUAUUAUGCGGACGGAGAGGAUGCUUAUGACAUGAGGAAGCAGCUCAAGGGGAAGCAGCAGCAUCAGCAGCACCAUCUUCACCACCAUCACCACCAUCACCAUCACCACCACCACCAUCACGAACAUGGAGGCAUGUGUUGUUCCGGAGAGGUCAAGGGGAAUGCCAAAGCCACCUGAUUGAAUGGCACUAUAGAUUGGUGUCGUGGUAUGCGGAGCGGCAUUGAUCUACUGGAGCUUCAUUUGUUUGGCACCAUGGUGCGUGCCAGCAUAGCUGUGGCUGUUGUGGCCACUACUGUCUACAGUUUUGCUGGGAAAAAGGUUUGUUGGUUGUUCUACUUUCUUCAUAGUAGCGGUUACUACUUUGUGUUUAUGUCGCUGUAGCUGCAUGUUUUGAAUUGGCGAUUCAUGCCACUACGCAC
Molecule: messenger RNA, 886 nt
Organism: Vigna umbellata (rice bean)
Lineage: Eukaryota; Viridiplantae; Streptophyta; Magnoliopsida; Fabales; Fabaceae
Source: RefSeq, a predicted model, not a curated record